CCCCCAUCAGGAGUCACUUCACAGUCACCUCAAUAACAUCAACAUGACGGUCUCAGGUACUACUACUAGAAGCGACACUGCUUCUCAGUGCUCGGACAGCGAGCAUUUGGCCCAGUUCGACCAAGUCCGCAAGAUCCUACAACUGCAAAACCUACCAGCGUUUGCCUUGAAGAUUCGCUAUGGAGAUGCCGUCGCUGCUGACUCGUCCUGUCGCGUCGUCCCUGACCCUCUCUCCGGCACUUAUCAUAUUCUCUUCAAGCUCGAGUUCGACGAUGGGGUGCACUGGCUCCUCAAAGUCCCCGCUAAUGGUUAUCCCGACGCCUUUGACGCCGUUUCUGCCCGCGCCCUCCGGUCUGAAGCACUGACGAUGCGUUUAAUCCAAAGGAAAACCAAAGCACCCGUUCCAACCGUGUAUCAUUUCGACGAUACCCUAAACAACGAGCUCCACUGUCCCUUUAUCCUGAUGGAAUAUGUCGACGGCCGCCCAUUGUACGAAAUUUGGUUCGAUCAAAAUGUCGACCCCGAGGUACUCGAAAAACGUCGCUGUCGUGCGUUGGAUGGCGUGGCGCGAGCAAUGUUAGAGCUCGGCAAGUUUGUCUUCGACGAGGCUGGGGAGAUACUCUUCGAUCAUAAUGACGGUCCAUGCUGCAUCGGGCCGAUGAAGAUGCUGGAUAUCCAAGCCAUGCUGGGGCAGGACGAUGAUGAUGAUGAUGAUUCCACAAUCUUCUGUUCCGUUGGGCCCUUCCGCAGCGCAAAAUCGUGGUUUACCUGCAUGCUUGACAGGCGCGAACCACCCCCGGAUGAGUACAGUCUUGGAGUCUACAGUGUGCUUCGUUUGUUCAUUGACCUAGCCUUUCCCGAGACGCAAAGUGGAGAGAAGACGGAUUUUGUUCUCUCCCACCCUGAUUUCGAUAUUCAGAACGUCCUCGUGUCCGACGACGGCAGCCUACGUUCACUCAUCGAUUGGGAUGGGGUGAGCACGGUACCUCGCUGUCUAGGAAAUGAGGUAUAUCCAAGCUGGUUAACGCGUGACUGGAAUCCGGUAACUUACACAUUCGAUGAAAGCGCUACGCCUGGAUCGGACUGCCAGAAUAACCAUGAAAACUCACCGAGGGAGCUUGAGCACUACCGCAAGAUAUAUCAGAAGCUCAUCGAGAAGAUAUUGGAAUUCCCUGCCGCGUCGAAAAGGAUGGCAGCCAACUCCCUGGUCCUCCGCAACCUCUACAUCGCCGCUACAGACCCUGUUUGUACGCACGCUAUUGUUCGGAGGAUCUUUGAGGAGAUUACGUCGAGGACGGCCCCUGUUAAAUCCUCUACAGAGCAUAAAGGUGAAAACGGAUCCAAUAAUGGUGACAACUGCAACAACGGCGCCGAUAGCCGUGGCGAUGGCGACCAUACACAUGUUGAUGAGGGUGACGAUGACUUCUUCAUCUAUGAUGUUUUCACCAAGUUCCGACGCGGCAACCUAAGUGAACGGAACCUACAGCGUCUUACACGUGGAUUUCAAGCGCUGUUGAUAUGAUGUGUCCUUUCGAUAUGCUACUCUUCACGGUACCCCCGAAUAUACCCAAACUUACUCACUGCCUUCCUACGAAGUUUUUAUCAGGUUUAGCAAAGUAUUUCGUUUCGUUUACAAGAAUCUUGAAUUUAUACUACGUUCAUCUGGUAGUAAUACUAUCUGAUCAGUCCUCCAUCGGCACCCACCGCAACUGCACACGCCCCGGAUCGCGCAUCUGCAACGUCAAUUUGCUAACCGAAUCCCACGCCAACUGCCUCAGCCUCUCCCUCAGCAUCUCAGCAUCCUCAAUCCCCACUGUUGGCAGCGGCUCGCACCGCGCGGACCGGAACAACGUCGCCAUCGUCGCGACGAAUUCGACCUGCGACAUUUUCACCCCGGGACAGAUCUGUGGGCCGCCGGACCAGGACACGUAGGUGCCCUUUGCUGGGGUGAUGAUUUGAUCUGACGAGGAGGACGUGUCGAUCCAGCGGGAGGGGUUGAAUUCGGCUGCGUUGGGACCCCAGUGUGCCGGGUCGAGGUGGAUGCUUAGUUGGGAGACGUAGAUGUCCAUGGGGGGAGUGAGGAGGUGCUGUGUGCCGGUUGUUGAGUUGUUGAGUUGUUGCGGUUCGAGGACGGCGCAGGGCAAUUUGUCGGGCACCACAUUUCUUCACUUAAAGCCGGACUUUUUUAUCUUCCCUGAGGCAUAACUAUUCGUUAUAUUUUUUCCAUAGUGCUAUACGGAGUACUACUACGAGUAGCAAUCCCUGCUUCCUAGGCGUACCCCUGGAAAAGAGACAAGUCAAGCUUCAUGACUCAAGGCAGUCAUUCUGCUGUCUAGUAACUCAGAGAGUCUCUUAAGCAUGUUAUGCUCUCUUAUCUCUGUAACAAAGAUUUUCUUUUGUCUG
Coccidioides immitis RS is the source of this 2403-nucleotide messenger RNA. RefSeq lists its product as uncharacterized. The coding region runs from base 44 to 1522 and encodes 492 amino acids. The record is from RefSeq and is a predicted model, not a curated record. Lineage: Eukaryota; Fungi; Ascomycota; Eurotiomycetes; Onygenales; Onygenaceae. The transcript has 2 exons.